Rhodamnia argentea is the source of this 877-nucleotide messenger RNA. RefSeq names its product probable phytol kinase 3, chloroplastic. The record is from RefSeq and is a predicted model, not a curated record. The coding region runs from base 84 to 809 and encodes 241 amino acids. NCBI's taxonomy places the organism in Eukaryota, Viridiplantae, Streptophyta, Magnoliopsida, Myrtales, Myrtaceae. The transcript has 6 exons. Gene Ontology annotation, molecular function: kinase activity.
CUCUAUAAUCUCUCAAGAUUUCCUAACCUCUUCUCCUCUUCCUCUCAUCCGACCUCAGUUUAUCGACUUCGUCGAGGGACAUUAUGCUCCAUCAGAAUUCGGUCGUGUCUGAUGCACUCGCCACAGCCGUGUCCGGCGGCAUCAUUCUCUCGAUUCUCCUGUUGUUUGAAGAAACAGCUAAGCGAGGCCUCUUUGACCAGAAACUUAAUAGGAAACUUGUGCAUGUAAGCGUAGGAUUAGUCUUCAUGCUUUGCUGGCCACUGUUUAGUUCCGGGCAUCAAGGUGCACUGUUAGCUGCUACAAUUCCAGGGGUUAACAUCAUACGCAUGCUUCUUGUGGGAUCGGGCAUUUGGAAAGAUGAGGCGACGGUGAAGUCUAUGAGUAGAUUCGGGCACCACAGAGAACUUCUUGAAGGGCCGCUAUACUAUGUUCUCACAGUUACAUUCGCCUGCGCGUAUUGCUGGAGGACUUCGCCAGUGGCAAUUGCAGCAAUAUGCAACCUGUGUGCUGGAGAUGGUUUUGCAGACAUUAUCGGAAGGCGGCUUGGCCGACAUAAAAUUCCUUACAACCGUAACAAAUCGUUUGCUGGUAGCAUCGCAAUGGGCUCAGCUGGGUUUUUAGCGUCUCUCGGGUUUAUGUCCUAUUUUUCUUCAUUUGGUUAUAUCCGAGGAAGCUGGGAGAUGGCUUGGGGUUUCUUGACGGUCUCUCUUGCUUCUGCACUGGUGGAAUCACAUCCUCUCAGUUCUCAGAUUGACGACAAUCUCACAGUUCCCCUAACUUGUGCAUUGGUGGGGAGCCUUGUCUUUUAGGAAGUUAACCUUCAAUAUGACCGUUUCUUUUCAGGAAAAAUAAAGCAUUUGAAAAUUGAACGGAAGCG